Bufo gargarizans (Asiatic toad) is the source of this 506-nucleotide messenger RNA. RefSeq names its product translocase of inner mitochondrial membrane 8 homolog B (gene TIMM8B). The record is from RefSeq and is a predicted model, not a curated record. The transcript has 2 exons. The coding region runs from base 81 to 365 and encodes 94 amino acids. NCBI's taxonomy places the organism in Eukaryota, Metazoa, Chordata, Amphibia, Anura, Bufonidae.
GCGCAGUUUGAAACAGGCAGUGAAGGGUCAGUCGCACGGAGGGUCGGUGGCGGCAGCUGAAGGUCGUGGUAAUUGUCGGCAUGGCGGACUUUGAUUCGGAUCUUGACUUGUCCGGUGUGGGCGCCAGUCCUGCGGAGACGGCGGAGCUGCAGAGGAUGCUGGCCGUGGAGCAGCAGAAGGCGCAGUUUACGGCUCAGGUUCACAAAUUCAUGGACGUGUGCUGGGACAAGUGUAUGGAGAAACCCAGCACCAAACUGGACUCCCGGACGGAGGGCUGCCUGGUCAGCUGCGUGGAGCGCUUUAUCGACACCACCCUGUCCAUUACCAAUCGCUUUGCCCAGAUGGUACAGAAAGGAACCCAAUGACCCCGAUAUACACGGACUGAUAACUGUAAUAUCAGCAAAGUGACUGAAAUCCCUCCUUUGUAAUAGUGAUAAUUGCGACGUACGACUGUUUUAUUAUAUAAAUCUGCAGAUGCGUGUUAUUAAAUCUCUGUCCUAAACCUG